Plectropomus leopardus (leopard coralgrouper) is the source of this 3739-nucleotide messenger RNA. RefSeq names its product G protein-coupled receptor 108 (gene gpr108). Gene Ontology annotation, biological process: transport. Gene Ontology annotation, cellular component: membrane; Golgi apparatus. NCBI's taxonomy places the organism in Eukaryota, Metazoa, Chordata, Actinopteri, Perciformes, Serranidae. The record is from RefSeq and is a predicted model, not a curated record.
UUUUACAGCGAUAUAACACGCGAGCAUGUGUUUUUCGUGUCGAGAGCGUAUGUAUAAUAAACGUCUCCUUCCUUCGUGGAUUUAUCUGCUCGGUAUCACCGUCUGAAUCAUAGUUUUUGUUGUGUUCCGGGUGUCUGGCCACAGCCUCUGACGUAUGUGUCUUUACCUUUUAAUGUUUCGUCCGUGAUUCGAGACCAGGAAGCUACAUCUACAGACUAGCUGUUACCUUACGCGAUGAAAGCACAAAAGAACUGGAAAACAUAACAUAAAUUGUUAGGAUUUUAUCAUAAAGGACGUAUUUAAAGAGCCGACAAACCGGAUUUAAAGAUCAACAUCGCCGUUAUUCACACCGGAUACUGUUAAGACUGCUAGCUUGCUCGCGAUUUAGCCAUCUGGCAGGAUUGUCGCUUGCUAACGUUAGCAAUUGGUUACCGUUAGCAAGUUGGCGAUGGCUGUGGCGCAAAGAGGUUGUGUUUUGGCUGGAUUUUUACUCAUACUGCUGCUUGCUGGGUGCAAAGCGAGGAUACACAAGCUAACUCUGAAGAAUGAAACUCGCUCCACUGUUGACCUCAACAACUUCGGUUUCUAUGCUAAUGGUACCCUGGAUGUCAACCUGCUCUCUCUGCGCCUCCCAGAGCAGCGGGUGAACUACACCCUUUACCCAUUUGGUUUCAGCCUCUCCAGGUCACGCGUGAAUGGAGUCUUGUCCUACACAGCGGAGGAAACAGAGACAUGCCCGCUCACUCUCACAAAGUUGACCAACAAUGAGCCUCUCGUUCUUUUUCUCAUUGAUAUCCAGAAGCUCAGUGUCAAUGUGAGAACUAUGGGUGAUCAAGACAACGUCUUGUUUGCAAAGCCAAAGGCUGAAGCGCUUAAAGGUCAGAGGAAAGCAAGGGAUGCCCCUACUCCUGCUGCUAAUAAAUCAACAGCAAUUGGAGCAAAUAAUGCAGAUGACACAGACAAGUCGAAACAGAAGGAAAUGGAAAAGAAGCCUGUGGCUCAGGAGAACGAUGGCCAGGCAGAAAAACAGCCAAAGCCUGCAGCAGCAGCUACGAAAGUGGAGGGAAAGGAAUUCCAGCUCGGGAAGACUCGCCAAUUUACUUUAGCUCUGGACAAAAUUGACAACUCCUACAACUUCAGCUUCCACAUGGUGUUCGGCUUGUUGGCGGAGGGUCUGUACAGCCUCAAGUUUCACUACUGUCAGAACAAGAUGCAUGGACUCAAACUUCCCUACUCCUUCACUGUGGAAGUGACAGAGAAGAAUCCAGGCGGCUACCUGUCUGCAGCAGAAAUACCUCUUUCUCGCCUUUACAUUGGUAUGGCAGGAGUUUUCUUCACCGCCGCCAUGGUCUGGGUUUACAUACUCAUGAAGCACAGGUACAGUGUGUUUAAGAUCCACUGGCUGAUGGCAGCACUGGCCUUCACCAAGUCCACAUCAUUGGUUUUCCAUAGUAUCAACUAUCACUUCAUCAACACUGAGGGGCAUCCUAUUGAAGGCUGGGCUGUCAUGUAUUAUAUCACACACUUGCUCAAGGGGGCACUCCUGUUCAUCACACUGGCACUGAUUGGAACCGGCUGGGCUUUUGUGAAAUACAUCCUGUCUGACAAGGAAAAGAAGAUCUUCAUGAUCGUCAUCCCUCUGCAGGUCCUGGCUAAUGUUGCCUAUAUCAUUAUCGAGUCAACCGAGGAAGGCUCCAGUGAAUAUUAUCUGUGGAAGGAGAUCCUCUUCCUGGUCGACCUCAUCUGCUGUGGAGCCAUCCUUUUCCCUGUGGUUUGGUCUAUCCGUCAUCUACAGGAGGCUUCUAGCACCGAUGGCAAAGCUGCCAUGAAUUUGGAGAAGCUCAAGCUCUUCAGGCAUUAUUAUGUGAUGAUUGUGUGUUACAUCUACUUUACAAGGAUCAUAGCCAUUCUGCUCAAGGUCACUAUGCCUUUCCAGUGGCAGUGGUGCUAUGAGUUUCUGGUGGAGGUUUCUACUCUGAUCUUCUUUGUGUUGACGGGCUACAAGUUCAGACCAGCAUCCAACAACCCUUACCUCCAGCUCCCCCAGGACGAGGAGGACGUAGAGGCGGAUGAAGUCGUGACUGAGUCAGGUGCACUGGAGGGCAUUUCCAAAGUCAAGAAAACGUGUAACGGACGCGAGCGCCAGAAAGAGUCCACCUUGUGAGCAGGAGGCUGUAUCAUUGGGGGGUGAGGACCCACUAAACUUCCCCCGUCCAGCUGGUACAAGGGGGGGUGCACACGGACCAAGGCUCCCCACCCCCAGUGACAGCUUUCCUUUUCAGACUCUUAGAGUGGUUGCAGUGGUCGUGUCCACUGUCUGGCUAUGCAAAAAAAAAAAAAGACUAACUUUGUUGGAUGCUCUCCUUGGAAAACUCCACCCAGAAACUCUGAAGGGAGACGAGCUUUUGCCACAUGGAUGAUGGGUGGAGAUAUGGACAGGAGCUCUGAUGUUCUUCAGUUUUCACCCCCCACCCCUCCUCUCUUUCUCUUUCUCUAUCUCUCUCUUAUUCUCUCUCUCUCUCCAAAGAUAAUUAUCAUUUUAGAGAAAGACUUGCUUUCGGGUGCGUUUAUAUCAGCUAUUUAAUAUGGUACUUCUGCGAGCCUCUUAGUUGUACCUUUUGGUGUGUGAUGUGAGUACACGUGUGUGUGAAUGUGAGACAACACAUGAUUUGGACACAACAGUUUUCUUUCCCUUUGGAGUCUAUGGCCCGUACUCAGGUAAAAGGCUAAUCAGUACAUAUUUAAAAUUUAGGCAACAAUCUGAACUUGUCAUUCCUUCUUUCCACGAUUCAGGGGUUAAGUAAUGUCUCAUUGCUCCUUAUACACCGUCAUCACCACACAGUGCGGUAUAUGUUACUUUUUACCCCCAUAUGUUGGAAUUGUAUAUUGAAAUAUAUGGAAGAGGUUAUAUAUUUCAAUAUAUUUACUUAUUGCAUAUUGAAAUGUUAUAUUUCAGUAUUAUUGGUUAUGUUGGGGAGCUAAGAGUUCCUCCCAGUCCGUCACAUGGACCGCUGCUGUAAUUUAGUGCUUUAGUGGUUGAGGUCAACUCACAUCUCUGUGGAUUUAGCCCAGAUGGUAACAUGUGACGCUCCGAAUAAGUCAAGAGGUUGUCGGAUCAGUGUCUCGCUAACCGGUGCGGUGGUCCUACCUGUUCAAAGACGGCCUUUUUUUUUUUCUAACCCCUUUUGCCACACUGUGCCAAUCUGGGCAGAGAAGUGACCUAACUGAUCAUUUUUUGAAUUUAUCUGCUUUUGGUUUUACCUUCUUGCUCUUGAUGUGAAGCUUAUUUUAUUAAUUAUUGAUGACUUAUUGGUGAAAGAUCAGAAAAACGUGUGCAGCCGGGCAGGUUAGGUGGCCAUUUGUAAAUAAUUUACAGAGACUGUUGAUAUAAAAGGAGACACAUAACACGUCACAAGAACUGCAUAGAGGCUUUGUAGGCAGUGAUUCUGACGGUUUUGACGCAGGUUCAGUUACAAUGAGGUGUUGAUUCCUUUAAUAGACGGACAGGAGGAGGACGUGAGGAAUCAAGGAAAGACUACUGAGGUUUAAUCACAGACACUCCUGUACAGGUAUGACGGAGCUACGCUGUUUACAGACUGUUACCUGGACGUGUACGUGGAGCGUAGGAGAUAACAGUCGGUAAACCAGUGGAGCGGAAAAAAGUUUUGGUGCUUGUUAAACAGGUUUGAUGUCCGUGUGAACUUUCACAAUAAAGCUGGUGUUCUGGAAUGGUCUCAAA